Molecule: messenger RNA, 1953 nt
Organism: Myotis lucifugus (little brown bat)
Lineage: Eukaryota; Metazoa; Chordata; Mammalia; Chiroptera; Vespertilionidae
Product: striatin-interacting protein 1-like
Exons: 15
Coding region: 208-1938 (576 amino acids)
Biological process (GO): cytoskeleton organization
Cellular component (GO): cytosol
Source: RefSeq, a predicted model, not a curated record
UGAGGAUCUGGUGCAGGGCCUGAGUCUAAGCGUGUCACAGUGUUUUAUCCCUGGUGGGGCAGCCCUUGUCAAGGGGACCCUCUCUUCCCUCUGGGGCAGCACUGAUUCAGUCUCUCCUGCAGCAACAGCGCCGCCUGCAGCAGCGCAGUGAGGAAGCCGGCCAUCUCCCUGGCUGACAGCACGGACCUCAGGGUCCUGCUCAACAUCAUGUACCUGAUUGUGGAGACCGUCCACCAGGAGUGUGAGGGCGAUAAGGCCGAGUGGAGGACCAUGCGCCAGACCUUCAGGGCCGAGCUGGGUUCCCCGCUGUACAACAACGAGCCAUUCGCCAUCAUGCUGUUUGGGAUGGUGACCAAAUUUUGCAGUGGCCACGCCCCUCACUUCCCCAUGAAGAAGGUUCUCUUGCUGCUUUGGAAGACAGUACUGUGCACGCUGGGCGGCUUUGAGGAGCUGCAGAGCAUGAAGGCCGAGAAGCGCACCAUGCUGGGCCUGCCCCCGCUGCCUGAGGACAGCAUCAAAGUGAUCCGCAACAUGAGGGCCGCCUCGCCGCCCGCGUCUGCCUCCGACCUGAUCGAGCAGCAGCAGAAACGGGGCCGGCGGGAGCACAAGGCGCUGAUAAAGCAGGACAACCUGGACGCCUUCAACGAGCGGGACCCCUACAAGGCCGACGACUCUCGAGAGGAGGAAGAAGAGAACGAUGACGACAACAGUCUGGAGGGGGAGACAUUCCCCCUCGAGCGGGACGAGGUGAUGCCUCCCCCACUACAGCACCCCCAGACUGACAGGCUUACCUGCCCAAAGGGGCUCCCAUGGGCACCCAAGGUCAGAGAGAAAGACAUUGAGAUGUUCCUCGAGUCCAGCCGCAGCAAAUUCAUAGGUUACACUCUGGGCAGCGACACGAACACAGUGGUGGGGCUGCCCAGGCCAAUCCACGAAAGCAUCAAGACUCUGAAGCAGCACAAGUACACGUCGAUCGCGGAGGUCCAGGCGCAGAUGGAGGAGGAGUUCCUUCGCUCUCCUCUUUCAGGGGGAGAAGAGGAAGUGGAGCAAGUCCCUGCAGAAACACUCUACCAAGGCCUGCUCCCCAGCCUGCCCCAGUACAUGAUCGCGCUGCUGAAGAUCCUGCUGGCUGCAGCCCCCACCUCCAAAGCCAAAACCGACUCGAUCAACAUCCUGGCCGACGUCCUGCCUGAGGAGAUGCCCACCACAGUGUUGCAGAGCAUGAAGCUGGGCGUGGAUGUGAACCGCCACAAAGAGGUCAUUGUCAAGGCCAUUUCCGCUGUCCUGCUGCUGCUGCUCAAGCACUUCAAGUUGAACCACGUCUACCAGUUUGAAUACAUGGCCCAGCACCUGGUGUUUGCCAACUGCAUCCCUUUGAUUCUAAAGUUCUUCAAUCAAAACAUCAUGUCCUACAUCACUGCCAAGAACAGCAUUUCCGUCCUGGAUUACCCUCACUGCGUGGUGCACGAGCUGCCAGAGCUGACUGCUGAGAGUCUGGAAGCAGGCGACAAUAACCAGUUUUGCUGGAGGAACCUCUUUUCUUGUAUCAAUCUCCUCCGGAUCUUGAACAAGCUGACCAAGUGGAAGCACUCAAGAACGAUGAUGCUGGUGGUGUUCAAGUCCGCCCCCAUCCUGAAGCGGGCCCUGAAGGUGAAGCAGGCCAUGAUGCAGCUGUACGUGCUGAAGCUGCUCAAGGUGCAGACCAAGUACCUGGGGCGGCAGUGGCGCAAGAGCAACAUGAAGACCAUGUCUGCCAUCUACCAGAAGGUGCGGCACCGGCUCAACGACGACUGGGCCUACGGCAACGGUGAGGCCUGCAAGUGGGUGCUGUGGGGGUCGGGCAGCGGCGACCUCUCCCCCUCUGCUCCAGGCCGCCCUGAGGAAUCAGGUGGGAGCGUGAGGAAGGACCUUGAGAAGCUGCCCAGACUCGGUGUCUGAUCAUCCCCAUUCCUC